UAUAGAACUGUUGGAAAUAUCCGCUGUCUAUCCGCUGUUUAUCUGAACGCUUUUUGGUAUGGAUGGUGGAUGGCAAAGUUAUUUUACGCUCACUGGGCAGAAUGCGACCGCAAACUCGACCGUUUCGUACUCUAUGGCCACGCCUGUGAAUUCCCCGCUGUUGCCAGAGGAAGAGAUCGUUACUGAGUCUAGCCACGAAGCGGUGGUAAACAGGUGAUUCCCCUAGAAAAGAGUAGCCGUAUUUCCGAAUGUUGUCACGGUUAUCACAACCAGUUUCAUCGAGGAAUACAAGCCAAUCGACAGGAUACUGAACACCUUAUGGUGUACCGAAGAAUGUGGAGAAUGCCACUGGCUGAUU
This is a messenger RNA of Geodia barretti, 358 nucleotides long. The record is from the annotation of a GenBank genome assembly. Lineage: Eukaryota; Metazoa; Porifera; Demospongiae; Tetractinellida; Geodiidae.